AUCAUCACACAGGAGAGGUGGAAAUGGAAGGUUCAUCUCUUAGCCCACCACUUACAGCUUUCUUCAUUCUCUUUUUUCAAUUCUCUGCGUGCAUGAGCUCAUCUUCAGCUGCACACACCAACACGGACUACAUAAAAACAUCAUGCCUUGCCACAACAUAUCCUCAUCUCUGCUACGACUCCCUUUCAAUUUAUGCCAACAAAAUCCAAACCAGCCCCAAACGGCUAGCCACCACUGCCCUCUCCGUGGCCAGUUCUUCAGCUAGAUCAACGUUGGUAUCGAUGAAACAGCUGUCAAAAACCCAUGGCUUGAAACCCAGAGAGGCUAGUGCCAUGAUAGACUGUGUCGAGGAGGUGGCAGACUCAGUUGAUGAGCUUCACAAGUCCAUAGAGGAGAUGGGUCAUGCUGGAGGGCCCGAUUUUGAGUUUCGAAUGAGUAAUAUUCAGACAUGGGUGAGUGCAGCCUUAACAGAUGAGGAAACCUGCACGGAUGGGUUUGCUGGGAGAGCCAUGAAUGGGAACCUCAAAAAAACUGUACAGAGACACAUCAACAAGGUUGCACGUUUGACUAGCAAUGCCCUGGCUCUUGUCAACAAGUAUGCCUCCACCCACACCCCUACAUCACCAUGACGUUUGACCUCUCGGUUUGGGACUCAACCUUUUCCAUUAAAAUUUCCUUGAGUGCUAGCUGAUAGCUAAGUUUUUAGAACAGGGGAGUGAAAAAUACCUCAGCAGAUUCACUGUGAAAAUAGUAAUAAUUUUGUAAAAAAGGGCAAAUCGAAGAAAACAUGGGAUUAUGCACCAGGAUGGAUAAGAUUUAGAUGUCAGCAGUUUGUGGGUCUGUAACUAGUAAGCUUGUUCUAGAGCUUGGGUUAGUGAAUUGUGUAGCCUUGAAACACUUGCGAGUAUCAAAUGUUUGUACCAUAUUGAUAUUAAUUAGUAAAGCAGAGCAUAGUUUGUUGUGUGAUGUAA
Molecule: messenger RNA, 971 nt
Organism: Vitis riparia (riverbank grape)
Lineage: Eukaryota; Viridiplantae; Streptophyta; Magnoliopsida; Vitales; Vitaceae
Product: 21 kDa protein-like
Exons: 1
Coding region: 24-629 (201 amino acids)
Biological process (GO): negative regulation of catalytic activity
Molecular function (GO): enzyme inhibitor activity
Source: RefSeq, a predicted model, not a curated record